AUGGAUUUGUUAGGCGAUAUAGUGGAGAAAGAUACAUCCGACUCAGUUGAGAGCAAUGAGAAUGAUUUGCUUAUUAGCAACAACUCCAAAACGGGAUUCCCUGAAUUAUACAAGCCCAAGAAAAUAUCAUCAUGGAAAGAACGGUUGAGAGAGAAAAGAACCCAAAAGAAGAAAAGCAGCGCUAAAGAUGCUGAAAAUGAACAGGUGGCUACGGAUGUUCCUGUAUCAGAAGCAAGAUCUAUCCAUAAUGAGAAUAUUAAACUACUACAGGAAAUGACUGAUGAGCAAAUAAUACAAGAGCGUAAGGAUCUUUACGAUUCUUUGGAUCCUAAGCUGGUAACUAAGUUAUUAAAGAAUAUUAAUAAAAGGGCCAAAGAUGAAAACAAUACUCCAUUAUUUGCAGAAAUAGAGGGUGCUUCUGGCACCUGGGUAGGUGGCAAUAAACAAGGCAUAUAUGAUUUACCUCCCUUAGAGGAUGAAGAUGUAAACGCUGCUCUAGAUAUAAGGCCCAAUUCAAAACACGUCAAGUUUGACGAACAAGACAAAGAAGAGGAAAAAUAUAAUGAUGAUGUCGACGAUGUCGACGAUGUAGCGCCCUUAGAUUUCCAAAUGGCACAAAGCAUCGAUCACAUGAAAAACGAAGAUCUUUUUAAGGACGUUCAUUUUAUAAAAGAAGAAAAGCAAAGCGAGAUAGAAUUAGAGAAGUUAGACAUCAAUGAUCCUAACUUCAACGAUAAACUGCAUGAAAAAUAUUUCCCUGAUUUGCCCAAAGAGGUCAACAAACUAAAAUGGAUGCAAUCAGUUCAACAGAAAACAAACAAAAGUUACAUCAUUGAAGAUGUGUCUGAAUGUAGAUUUGAUUUUGAAGGUAAUCUUGUUCCGCCCACAAGACAAAUAGAUUCUACUAUUCACUCUGGCUUGCAUCAUCACAGCGAUUCGCCUGAACUCGCUGGUUACACUAUAGUGGAGUUAGAGCAUUUAGCAAGGUCCACCUUUCCUUCACAAAGAUGUAUUGCAAUACAGACUCUAGGGAGGAUCCUUUAUAAACUAGGUCAAAAGAGCUAUUACCAAUUAGUGCCGGAGAUUGAUGUUGAGACAUAUAAGGAAGACGGAAAUAUAUCAAACGUUAUGGACAAGAUUUAUUCCAUGUUCUGGGACUUAAUCAAAGACGGGAAAAUCAUCGAGUCACUAGAAGUUGCCUCUAACGACAAAUGCACCAGAAAUUUGUCUGUCAGAAAUUAUGCCAUUGAUGCUCUUUGGUUAUGGAAACAAGGCGGUGGGGACUUUAGGUCCAAGAAAUAG
This is a messenger RNA of Saccharomyces mikatae IFO 1815, 1302 nucleotides long. RefSeq names its product Rba50p (gene RBA50). Gene Ontology annotation, biological process: transcription by RNA polymerase II. NCBI's taxonomy places the organism in Eukaryota, Fungi, Ascomycota, Saccharomycetes, Saccharomycetales, Saccharomycetaceae. The record is from RefSeq and is a predicted model, not a curated record. Gene Ontology annotation, cellular component: nucleus. Bases 1 to 1302 code for a protein of 433 amino acids. The transcript has a single exon.